CUCGCGAUGGCUGCGGCGGGAGACAGGCGGCCGCCAUCCCGGCCCCAUCCCGGCAGCCAUAGCGACGACGCUACCGGCGGGGACGGGAGCAGCCGGGGGGGGCCGGACAAAGGGGGCGCCGCCAGGAGCCCGCACCCAGCGGCCCCGAGGGAAUUGCCAAAAUGCUUUGGAAUUCUUAAACGAUUCAAAAACUGAAGUCCCCGAAGAUACAAAAAUCAUAAGAACACAAGAAGCAGCAAGGAGGAUUCAGUGCCAAUGCAGCAACAAAGAAGACAACCAGAGUUAGUGGAAGGAAAUCUUCCUGUUUUUGUUUUUCCUACAGAACUUAUAUUUUAUGCAGAUGACCAGUCAACACACAAGCAGGUGUUGACUCUAUAUAACCCCUAUGAGUUUGCCUUAAAAUUCAAAGUUCUUUGUACAAGUCCAAAUAAAUAUGUGGUGGCUGAUGCUGCUGGUACAGUGAAGCCUCAGUGCUGUGUUGAUAUUGUGAUUCGUCACAGAGAUGUUCGGGCUGCUCACUACGGUGUGAUAGAUAAAUUUCGUCUGCAAGUGUCUGAGCAGAGCCAGAGGAAAGCACUAGGGAGGAAGGAGAUUAUUGCUACUCUACUUCCAUCUGCAAAGGAACCACCACAACAAAAGGAAGAGGAGGAAAAGCGAAUAAAAGAACACCUGGCUGAAAGUGUCUUUUUUGAGCAGACUUUGUGUCAACCAGGUAAAAACAGAACUGCCUCGUCGGGACCUAGUUUACUAACAGUCUUCCUGGGAAUAGUGUGUAUUGCAGCACUAAUGCUACCUACAUUGGGGGAAAUGGAAUCCCUGGUGCCUCUCUACCUCCAUUUAAGUGUGAAUCAAAAGUUAGUUGCUGCUUAUGUUUUAGGUCUCAUCACCAUGGUUAUUUUGAGAACAUGAGCAAUGACUUAAUAGGAUGUCAAACACCUUACUGUAUAUUCACAUCAUGAAUGUGGACUGCCUUUUAUUCCCAUUUGGCUCAUCAAGAUGCUAGCAAAACCGUUCAGUGAUUUAAGAUACCUUCAGAAGUGUAAUAUAUUUUAACUAUGUAUAAUAAAUGAAAGACUCAAAGCACUUUUAGGUGCUUCUGUAACAGACAGCUAUGAAAUGUUCAGUGAUACCUGUGAAAAUAAUUUGAAAAACUUUUAUAUUUACACCUACUGUAAAAAAUCCUUAUUAAAGCAACAUUUGUUAUUUUUAGUCUAUGUUCACAUUAGUGUGUGAUCACUAUAAAAGCAAACUGUCUUAUGUAAAACAUUUAUUUGGUUUGUGGUUGUACAUGCUGAGGCUGGUGCCUAACACUUCUGUAUACAUACCAGAAGAAGGGUGAGAGUCAUGGCUAAUCAUUGAAGAAAAUGAAAAGAUUCAUCAGUGAAACUAUGAAAUAAACCAUUAAAUUUAGGUGAAGAAGUAAUUCUCAAAUUCCUUACUUCAUCAUUACAAAUAUAUCACUGAGUGCUCAUUUUCAUACCUGGGGAAAUAAUUUCUUCAACAACUGUCUUGUAUCACAAUUGUAGACAAUAAAAACAAGUUCUGUAAUCA
Molecule: messenger RNA, 1551 nt
Organism: Cygnus atratus (black swan)
Lineage: Eukaryota; Metazoa; Chordata; Aves; Anseriformes; Anatidae
Gene: MOSPD1
Product: motile sperm domain containing 1
Exons: 6
Coding region: 256-909 (217 amino acids)
Cellular component (GO): cytoplasm
Source: RefSeq, a predicted model, not a curated record